AUGGCGCAGCAACAUCCACGCUGGCUGUGCCCCCUGUUGGAAUGUUUGCAGGUGGCCGUGUCUGAACAGUGGCAAUUGUGUGUAGCUGGCAGCGGCCAGUGGGUGAACGGGGAGUGGGUUGCGCAACAAAUUUCGUAUCACCUGUGCUUAGAAACACAGCAUCCUCCAGAUGGUGCCGGGCUUCGCCUGCGUCGUCUUGUCACCCCCUUGUAUGCUCAGCAGCUGCAGGCCUGUGUCCUGUUUUCUGCUUCAUGGUUUCCAUUGUCUCCUUGCUGUCAGUGUUUCCACCAAUGCGCUAGAUGA
Molecule: messenger RNA, 303 nt
Organism: Ostreobium quekettii
Lineage: Eukaryota; Viridiplantae; Chlorophyta; Ulvophyceae; Bryopsidales; Ostreobiaceae
Source: the annotation of a GenBank genome assembly